Messenger RNA from Ficedula albicollis (Collared flycatcher), 2566 nucleotides. It is a transcript of the gene ODF2L, whose product is annotated as outer dense fiber of sperm tails 2 like. Gene Ontology annotation, cellular component: centrosome; ciliary basal body. The record is from RefSeq and is a predicted model, not a curated record. Bases 551 to 2266 code for a protein of 571 amino acids. NCBI's taxonomy places the organism in Eukaryota, Metazoa, Chordata, Aves, Passeriformes, Muscicapidae. The transcript has 15 exons. Gene Ontology annotation, biological process: negative regulation of cilium assembly.
GUGCCCCAUUGGAGCUGUGCUGAGGGGACAGGGCCCCACUGGAGCGGUGCCGAGGGGACAGUGCCCCAUUGGAGCUGUGCUGAGGGGACAGGGCCCCACUGGAGCGGUGCCGAGGGACAGGAGCCCUCCCCAGGGGCGCAGGGGCCGUGAGAGGUGAGAGCCCGAGUGUGGGCACGGGCGAGGGCUGGCGCUGAGUGACCUGUGCCCCUGAGCCUCCCACUCUGUGCCGGGGAGCGGGGAAAUGGGAAAUAGCAGUUGCGAGCUUUACUUUGUGCUUCGAGUGUAUUCAGUUUUCUGCUGUGAAAGCCUUUGCUUUCUGCGCGUCAUAUUUGUGAAUUCAGUGCUAAGCGAUUCCAAGUUGUGAAUUCUUGUGGAAAUUUCAGGCACAUUAGCUGUGUUACAUCUCUGCUGUGGCUGGGGUUUACUUGAUCCAGUCUUAGUCCCACUGUAGUGGGAACACCCUGGCAUGCCAGUAAUGUUUCAUUUAUUGAUUCGUGGAACACCAAUAUGUGUUAACAUACACUGUCUUGUUAUACAGCAUUAAAUCAAAAUGUCAUCAUCAUCACAAUCAUCCUUAUCUUUACCUGUACAUGACUGUCCUGCUCCUUCAUUGGACUUUGAUCUUCAGGAACAAAAUAUUCUUCUUCACACUGUUGAGUUAAACAGUAAAAACAUCGACACUUGGAUGCAGGAGCUAAGUGAAACUGAAAUUAAGAAUACUAAUCUCAGGAAAAAAAUACUUGAAAAGGAGAAACAGAUUAAAGAACUUUCAUCCAUGCUUCAGUGUGAAAAAAUCAACGUACAGAAAGGAGACCACCUGUCAAGAUCAGUACAGGAAGUACAAGCUCACUUGCAGCGUCAGAUUAAAAGAAAAGAAGCAGAAAAUGAUGAAUUAAAAGUCAGAAUACAGACUCUAGAAAAUAAACUAGCAGAGUGGAAACAUCAAAUUGGUGAAUACAAGGGCCAGAAGUUAGCCUUAAAGGAAGCAAGCGAGCAGAAGAAAAUUGCCCUGGAAAAGGCAGUAAGGUCCCAGAAGCAAAGAGCUCAACACUUAGAAGAAGCUGUGAAAGAUGUAACCUCUAAAAUAAGAGAACAUGAAGUCAAACUGUGUGAAAUACUGUCAGCCUCUGAUGUCUGGAAAAACCAGCACGAUAGAAUAGUUGAAGAAAAGACAAUGUUAGAAGUUCAAGUAGAAGAUCUUGAGAAGCAGAUCAAAGGCCUGAUGGAAGACAUGGAAAGAAGGGAGGAAUGGAGAAGAAAUUCCCAUGAGGAAAUUCUUGGAAAGCUAAAUUCUGUUAACUCUGAAAAUGAAAAGAUUCACCUUGAAAACAAAAAAUUAGAGGCUUCCCUUGCUACAUUGGAGAAAAGGACACUGUCUGUUGAAUAUGAGUUGCUACAUCUGCAAGAAAAAGCAAAGCUGCAGGAAAACCUUGUGGAACAGCAUAAAAAUGAGGUACGAAAAACACAAAUUGCAGUAGAAGAAUUGAAAUCCAGAUAUGAAGCAGUCUUAAAUGAAAACAAAAAAAUAAGAGAAUACAAACACUUAGAAGCAGAUAAGGUGAGGGACAAAAUGGAGGCUGAGUUAAAGGAGUUAGAACAUGUUUGUGACUUGCUGAAAGCAGCUGAGGAAAACCAGCAAAAGCUUCUGUUCUGGGAAAGGAUCUGUGCACAGAAAUGCAAAACCCUUGGGGAGCUGGAGCUUCAGCCUGGAAAUGGAUUUUCCUUGACUAUUUUUUUCUCUGAUGACAAUUUGAAUGGCAGGGAUAACUAUAGUGUAACUUCCACUGGCAAUCUUUGCUUAGAAGAAGAGAUCUGUAACAUUCAAAAGAAAUAUGAAGAUCUUCAAAGGCAAUUAGGAGAGAUGGAACAUCAGAAUGAAGAACUUGCUUUUCAGCUCAGAAAAGAAGAUGAGAGUCUUCAGAGCAGUAAAUUGCAGCUUGAAGAGAAAAUGGCAGAAUAUAAUGCAUUAACCACACAACUUGAAGCUGCUUUGGAAGAAGGGAGAAAAAUGGUAACUGAAGAACAGAAAAAAAUGUCAUACAAAGAGCAAGCCUUUAAGACGAAACUGCUACUUCUUGAAGCUGAAGUGAGAAAGAGGCAAGAAGAAAAAAAACAACUCCUCUGCUUAUUUCACCAGAAUGAGAAGCAUCAUGAAGUACGUUUGAAAGAACUGGAGAACAGCCUACAGAAAUCAGAGAACAAGACCCAGAGCAUCCAGAAUUAUGUGCAGUUUUUGAAAGAUGCAUAUAUAACAAUGUUUGACUGAAUUAUUUAAUCUAUUUUAUAGCAAAGAAACUUGUCAAGAUUAGCUCCCAGCCUUGUUGGAGGCAAAGUUGUUGAGGCCUUGCACUAUUUUGACAGAUUAAAUUCCAUAAUGCUGAUUCUUCCCUAGGAAAACAUCUGUUGUGGGCAGGAGAAGCAGGUCAGUCAUUACCAUAUAUCCUACUGGCUGGUCACACGUGGGGAAUGGAGCUGAUAUUCCUUGUAUCAACCAUUGUGUUGGCCAUGACACAGCAGUGCAAAGGCCGAGUGCAUGCCUGCAGCAGCAGGUGUGUAUGUGCAGGCU